UCAGCUGAUAUGUUGUGAUUCGUGAAAUGCUACGAAGUGGUUUAUUUGGAAAAUCUAGUUAAAAAGCAAGGAAAAAAAAACAAAAAGCAUUGUUCACGAGCUUCAAUUUAAUUUCCAUAUCUCUUUUAUUGGAUGAUUUAUUUCACUUUAAUCAAUUCUGUCGUUGGAAACUCAAAUUCAAAAUGAGCUACCAAGACGAAGAAGAACAAAUGGGCUAUCAUGUGGACUCAUUCCCAAAGGAUUUCGGGUAUGGAGCAUUUGAACCGGACAACGAUAAUCAGAGUGUCAGUGAGUCGAAACCACGCAUCCUACUCAUGGGCUUGCGUCGCUCUGGCAAGAGUUCCAUCCAGAAAGUAGUUUUCCAUAAGAUGUCUCCCAAUGAGACACUGUUCCUCGAAUCGACAAGUAAAAUAGUAAAAGACGACAUCAACAACAGCAGUUUUGUUCAAUUUCAAAUUUGGGACUUUCCCGGUCAAAUUGACUUCAUCGAUCCAACCUUUGACUCGGACAUGAUCUUUGGCGGGUGUGGAGCACUGGUGUUCGUUAUUGACGCCAAAGAUGAUUACAAUGAAGCGUUGACUAAAUUCAAGAAUACAGUUAUCAAAGCGUACAAAGUCAAUCCGCGAAUUAAGUUUGAAGUUUUCAUACACAAAGUCGAUGGAAUAAGUGAUGAUUCGAAAAUGGAAUCACAACGUGACAUUCAUCAAAAAGCCUCCGAUGACCUGAGUGAUGCUGGUCUAAAUCAAAUCCACUUAAGCUUCCAUCUAACCUCAAUUUAUGACCAUUCAAUUUUCGAAGCGUUUUCAAAAGUAGUUCAAAAGCUUAUACCGCAAUUGCCAACACUGGAAAAUCUCUUAAACAUUCUUAUUUCGAAUUCUGGCAUUGAAAAAGCUUUCCUCUUCGACGUGGUUUCAAAAAUAUACAUCGCUACCGAUUGUUCUCCAGUUGAUAUGCAGUCAUAUGAGCUAUGCUGUGACAUGAUUGAUGUGGUUAUUGAUCUAUCAAGUAUAUACAGUUCUGAGGAAACAGCAUUCGACUGCAAAAGUUCUAGUCUAAUAAAAUUGAACAACAGCACGAUACUCUAUCUGCGAGAAGUAAAUAAAUUCCUAGCACUGGUCUGCAUCCUGCGUGAGGACAAUUUCAGUCGGCAGGGUGUUAUCGAUUACAACUUCCUUUGCUUCCGGGAGGCCAUAAGUGAAGUGUUUGAACUGAGAAUGAAAAAUCAGAAACUAGAAACCUUGGACGAACAAGACGAAGACGAGGAAGAAGAGGAAGAUUAUAAGAGUGCAACUCUGAUCAAUGGUGGAAACUCAAUUGUCAACUCAGCGAAUAAUUCAAUCAUUACUUGAGAGAUUUAAGGAACAAACAAAAAAAACAAAACUUAAUUAGUUACCUUUCUUUCUUUAGUCUAAGCAUCAAUGAUUUAUUAUAAAUAAUAUUCAUGUGUUAAAGCUUAUAUAUACUUACUUUCUUUUGUUUAUCACUGAUGCUUCUUUUUUAUUUUAUGUGCCUUUUUUUUUAAAAAAAAAAAGUUUUAUUAAUUCUUGGUUUACCUAUAUUUCCUCUCUUUGUUCUUCUUCUUUUAUUUAAAGUUGUUAUUACCUGUACAAAAAGCUUUUAGCUCAUAUUUCUUGUUUAUAACCAACCAUUCAAAAAUAUACAACAACAAAUGCUUAUAAGAACGGUUAGUAUUUAGCCAGCUUAUGCAACAAAAAAGGGAAAGUAUAUAAUUUCACUUUCAUUUUGUAAUCUUUUCAAAACUAGUUCGCUGUUAGUGCUUAGUAUUUUUCUAAAAAAAUAAAAUGAAAGAGAAAAUGUCAAAAAAAGAAUAAAAUUAAAAAAAAAACAUUAAAAAAUUAAGUAAUACAAAUUCGAACAAUUUAAAAAAUAAAUUUAAAAUUAACUCAA
Molecule: messenger RNA, 1908 nt
Organism: Eupeodes corollae
Lineage: Eukaryota; Metazoa; Arthropoda; Insecta; Diptera; Syrphidae
Gene: RagC-D
Product: ras-related GTP-binding protein C
Exons: 5
Coding region: 183-1349 (388 amino acids)
Biological process (GO): cellular response to amino acid stimulus; positive regulation of TOR signaling; regulation of autophagy
Cellular component (GO): nucleus; Gtr1-Gtr2 GTPase complex; lysosome
Molecular function (GO): GTPase activity; GTP binding
Source: RefSeq, a predicted model, not a curated record